AUGUCAGCGAGUGAUUUGAACGUGUGGGCUCGUAGACUGAACAUUCCCAACUUUCGCGGUGUAUUUAUGCGAGAAGCGUUACCGGUCAAACCGCAUCGCAUCGAAUGCGGCAUAAUCAAUCUGGGCGAUCUGGAUUCGGACGGUACACACUGGACGUGUUACAUGAAGAUGGGUCACAGCAAAGUCUACUUCGACUCGUACGGUGACAGUCAGCCACCGCGGGAAACUAGUCCGCUACUUGGGUCCAGAGAAUCUGAUACGGGGGAAAUCUUAAAUGUGGCGAUAGAGACAUUUCAAGCUAAAUAUAAUCUCACAGUUGACGGGUCCAUGAACCCUGAAACAGAAGCAUUCAUGAAGAGACCGCGAUGCGGGAACAAAGACAAUCCUUUGCCGUAUAGAAUACUGAGCAACACCACAAAAUGGUUCAAUAAUAUAGUGACAUGGAACUGGUUGGGCAAACCACAAUACAUGCCGUUGGUUAACGCUGCUUUUGGCGUUUGGACGAGACACACUAAUCUCACGUUUUAUCGCUCGUUCUACGAUCCCAACAUUCCUAUAUCGUUGGAUUCUCUCCACGUCAUGUACGCUACUAGAUCGCCAUGUCUGUAUAAGUUCGACGGUCGCGGAUCGGUGUUGGCACACGCCUUUUUCCCAGACAUCUUGAAAAACCAGACUGAUAUUCAUUUCGACGUCGAUGAAGACUGGGACAUGACUAUGAAUCUCCCGGCACCUGGAAAAACAUCGUUCUUCUCUGUUUUGGUUCACGAGAUCGGUCACGCGUUGGGAUUGAGCCAUUCAUCACAACGAGGCGCCGUGAUGAAUCCUUACUACGAAAUUCCACCGACCACCAAAAACAUGUUCGAACUCGAUCUCGCUAAGGACGAUAUUUACGGUAUCCAAUAUCUCUAA
This is a messenger RNA of Homalodisca vitripennis (glassy-winged sharpshooter), 909 nucleotides long. Its product is annotated as matrix metalloproteinase-2-like. NCBI's taxonomy places the organism in Eukaryota, Metazoa, Arthropoda, Insecta, Hemiptera, Cicadellidae. Bases 1 to 909 code for a protein of 302 amino acids. Gene Ontology annotation, biological process: extracellular matrix organization; collagen catabolic process; proteolysis. Gene Ontology annotation, cellular component: extracellular matrix. The record is from RefSeq and is a predicted model, not a curated record. Gene Ontology annotation, molecular function: zinc ion binding; metalloendopeptidase activity. The transcript has 2 exons.